AUGGAUGGUGACGACUACAUACAGGAGGAGUUCGGCAGGCGAACCAUUGAGAUCGGCGGUCUCCGCGAUGUCCUCUUCGGCGAGAAGGACCGCGUGGCUGAGGCCAAGGAGCGCUACGAGUGCCUGCUCCAUGGCAUCAGCAAGACCAAGUCAGCGCUCAGCAUUCGGCAGUCCAAGGCCAACGAGCUGGAGGACCGGGCCGCCCUCGGCGAGGCGGGCCUGGAGGACGCCACCCGCGCGCUGGCCGCAGAUCGCAUCGCCGGUGUGGCGGAGGUGGCGCGGGUCCGCCAGGAGAUGGACGAGCGGGACCAGGCCGCCGUGAGGGCGCAGAGCGCUCUGCAGGAGGCGCGCAAGCUGGCCUCGGAGGCGGAGCUGGAGGAGACGGCCACGCGGGGCCGGCUGGAGGCCGUGGGGAGG
Messenger RNA from Prorocentrum cordatum, 417 nucleotides. The record is from the annotation of a GenBank genome assembly. NCBI's taxonomy places the organism in Eukaryota, Dinophyceae, Prorocentrales, Prorocentraceae.